AGGAACAGCUCUCACUCACCAUCAUGCAGAGGUACCUGCAGACAAAGAGGGCGGGAGGCUGAGUAGCGGCUCUUUGCUUUUCACCAGCAAAAAAAAAGAGCGAGGAAGCCGAAUUGCAAACCGCCCCCCACAAAAAAAACCGGGUUUAAAGCAGGAAGGCUGGGAAGAGGCUGUUGAGUAUUGGGAGAAAGAUCUCUUUGCGCCCCCCCCACCCCACCCGCCUGCAGCGUGCAAAUAGGCGGGGAAGCCCUGCACGUCAUCUUCGUUGGCUAUCCAGCAGGAUCCCCGGGUGGAUCUCGGCACCUGCAGCGAUCCGGAGAGAUCGGAAAGCGCCUGCGCCCUUGUUCCGCAAGUGGCCCGUUUUCUGAUCCUGGCUGGAGGGUCCUGGGUGCGUUAGAUGGAGCGUUGCUCAGAGGGGAGAACAAUUGACAUUUGGAUUGCAGUUCUUGGUUGUUUUUACCCUUUGAAUUUGGAAGAGGGAGGUAUCUGAUCUUGCCUGUGAUGUCUCUUAGGAAGAUAAAUCACAAGAGACUAUUCUAGAAUUAUUUUCGUGAUAGUUGGACUGUUAUAAACUGAAGUGGAAUGAAGGAGGAACUUCCUAAGAGGACAGUUAAGCAGUGGAACAGCUUGCCUUUGGAAGUUGUGGGUUUUUAAGGGGGUUUUAUGAGAAGACUGGACAGCCACCUGUGGGUAAUGAUAUAGGGUCUCCUGCUUGAGCAGGGGGUUCGACUAGAAGACCUCCAGGAUCCCUUCCCAGCUCUAUUCUGAUUGAUGGAUUGAAAGUCACUUUGUGGACAAGUGACUUGUCUACGUAGAAUGGAACUCCAGUGGUCUUCAGGGAGAGGAGCUGCCAAAACCUGGGAGACUGUCAUUUGGCCUGGAAGCAGAGGGGAUUUUGGGGGAAGUGGUAGUCCAAGAGGCAUCCCCAAGGGUCCCCACAGCUCCGAGGCUGAGAGCUGUGCCCAGGCAGUGACCCUGGCCGAAGGCUGCUUGGUUGGCCCUGCAACCCCCGAGGAGCUGGCAAAGGGGCAGAUACAGGAAGUGUUCAUGGAGGAAAUCUCAGCAGACUACCAGGGAAGAGGAGAUCAACCCAGUCCUUCUCGAGAGCUUUUCAGGAGGAUCUCACAAGAAGACCCACCUCAGGUCACUUCCCCAUGGCAGGGAAGAACAUUAAUGGAAACCCAUGAAAUGGUACCUGUUUGUGAUGGAGCAGAAGUAGCCUGUGUGCAUCCAACUCAGGGCUUCAUAUCCUUUGAGGAAGUGGCUGUGGACUUCACGCUGGAGGAAUGGGCGCUACUCAGUUGGAGCCAAAGAGCCUUGUGGAGGGAGGUCAUGCUAGAGAUUUCCCUGAAUCUAGCCGCUCUGGCAGGUGAUAGGCAGAGCAAUGAGAACGACAAGCAGCCAAGGUUAGUACCACUGCAAACAGCCGAGUACGAAGUGGAAGAAUUGAUGUUUGGCCAUCAAGGGGGUCCAGAAAGCCUAGAGAAAAGCAACACAGAAGAUGAAGGAGAGUGUUCUCCCACUUCUCUCCCCUUUGAAAUCCAUCACUUCCUAAUCCAGGAAACUCAAGAAGAAAACACAAAAGGAAAAUACGCCGAGUGUAGCCAAGCAGAGAAAAAUACAUUUAAUUUACAUGGAUAUUGUAGAAGCCAGGCUAAAAGGAAAGAGUAUGGUGGCAGACAACAUGGAAGAAACGUUAAUACUUUCUUCUCUCUUGGUUUACCCAAAAAACUCUACAGGAAACACAAACCGCAUACAUUUAUAAAAUUUGGGAGGGGUUUUACUCUGAGUCCUUAUGUUAACUCCCACGAAGAAUUUCCCACAGAGAUGAAGCUGUGGAAAUGCAUGAGCUGUGGAAAGAGCUUCAGCACAAACAGUAACCUCCUUCGCCAUCAAAUGAUCCACACAGGGGAAAAGCCAUAUGAAUGCCUGGAGUGCGGCAAGCGAUUCAUUGAGAACAGAGACCUUACUCGUCAUAGAAGGAUCCACACCGGGGAGAAACCGUAUAGCUGCGUAGAGUGUGGAAAGGCCUUCCGAACAAACGGUCACCUGACUCGCCAUCGAAAGGUUCACUCAGGUGAAAAACCAUACAAAUGCCCGGAUUGUGGGAAGAGCUACAUUGAAAGCAGAGAUCUUGCUUGUCAUAAAAGGAUCCACACGGGGGAGAAGCCGUAUAAAUGCAGAGAGUGUGGGAAGAGCUUUCCUCGGAAUAGUGCCCUGAUUUGCCACCAGAAAAUCCACACUGGAGAGAAACCGUAUAAAUGCAUGGAAUGUGAGAAGAGCUUCAUUAAGAAAGGGCAACUUACUUCCCAUCAGAGGAUCCACACAGGUGAAAAACCAUACAAGUGCAUGGAAUGUGGAAAGAGCUUCAGCAGAAACAAUAACCUGACAUCCCAUCAAAGGAUCCACACGAGGGAGAAACCGUACAAAUGUAAGGAGUGUGGGAAGAGUUUUAACUAUAACAGUGGCCUUUCUCGCCAUCAGAGGAAACACACGGGCGAGAAACCGUAUAAAUGCACCGAGUGCGGGAGGACCUUCAUUCAGAAAGGACAACUUAUUUCCCAUCAAAGGAUCCAUACAGGGGAGAAACCCUAUAAAUGCUUGGAGUGCGGAAAGACCCUCAGUAGCAAGAGCGCCAUUGCCUACCAUCGAAGACUCCACACUGGGGAGAAACCCUAUAAAUGCGCGGAGUGUGGAAAGACCUUUAUUCAGAAAGGGCAACUCAUUUCCCAUCAAAGAUUGCACACAGGGGAGAAGCCAUAUAAUUGCAUGGAGUGUGGAAAGAGCUUUAGUAGUAGCAGUGCCGUUACCUACCAUCAGAGAAUCCACGCUAUCCACAAAGGGGAGAGAACAUAUAAAGUCAUGGAGUGUGAAAAAAGCUUUUUUCAGGAUAGAAUGCUUACUCAUCAUGAAAGGAUCCACACAGGCGAAAGGCCAUAUAAAUGCAUAGAGUGUGGAAAGGGAUUUACUCGGAAAGGACAUCUUACUUGUCAUGAAAGGAUCCACACAGGAGAAAAACCUUAUAAAUGCAAUGAGUGUGGAAAAACCUUCAGAACAAAUGGUCAUCUGAUUCGUCAUAACAGGAUCCACACAGGGAAGAAAACAUAUACUUGCAGGGAGUGUGGAAAGCGAUUCAUUGAGAAUAGAGAUCUUAUUACCCAUCAGAGGAUCCACACAGGGGAGAAUCUAUAUAAAUGCCCUGACUGUGGAAAGAGCUUUACUCAGAAAGGACAGCUUAAUUCUCAUCAAUGGGUUCACACAGGGGAGAAACCUUAUAAAUGCUCAGUGUGUGGAAAGGGUUUCAGUACAAAUUGUAAUCUGGCUCGCCACCAAAAGAUCCACACAGGAGAAAAACCUUAUAAAUGCAAUGAGUGUGGAAAAACCUUCAGAACAAAUGGUCAUCUGAUUCGUCAUAACAGGAUCCACACAGGGAAGAAAACAUAUACUUGCAGGGAGUGUGGAAAGCGAUUCAUUGAGAAUAGAGAUCUUAUUACCCAUCAGAGGAUCCACACAGGGGAGAAUCUAUAUAAAUGCCCUGACUGUGGAAAGAGCUUUACUCAGAAAGGACAGCUUAAUUCUCAUCAAUGGGUUCACACAGGGGAGAAACCUUAUAAAUGCUCAGUGUGUGGAAAGGGUUUCAGUACAAAUUGUAAUCUGGCUCGCCACCAAAAGAUCCACACAGGGGAAAGACCAUAUAAAUGCCUGGAGUGUGGAAAGAGCUUUUUUGACAAUAAAGAUCUUACUCGGCACCAAAGGAUCCACACGGGAGAUAAACCAUAUAAAUGCCUGGAAUGUGAAAAGACCUUUGCUCAGAAAGGACAACUUAAUUCCCAUAAAAGAAUCCACACUGGUGAGAAACCAUAUAAAUGUAUGGAGUGUGGAAAGCAGUUUACUCAGAAAGGAAAUCUUACUGAUCAUGAAAGGAUCCACACAGGGGAGAAACCAUAUAAAUGUACCGAAUGUGAAAAGAACUUUGCUAAGAAAGGACAGCUUAAUUCUCAUAAAAGGAUCCACACGGGGGAGAGGCCACAUACAUGCAUGGAGUGUGGAAAGAGCUAUUUCGAUCAGAGAGACCUUACACGCCACCUAAGAACCCACACAGGGAAUAACCCAUAUAAAUGCCUAGAAUGGGAAAAGCCUUUGAUUAUCAACAGAGAUCUUACUGGCCAACAAAGUGUCCACACAAGGGAGAGACCAUAUAAAUCAAUUGAGUGUGAAAAAGACUUUAAUGACUACAGCAUCUUUACGUCUCAUAAAGAGAUCCACAUAGGAGAAAAUAGAAUGUGGAACAAACUUCAUUGAAAAUUGUGUACUUAGUUCUCAUAAAAAGAUUCAUACAGAAAAAAAAAAUCAUAUAAAUCCAUGGAAUGAGCUUCAUUUGAAACUGUCAACUUACUCAUCAUCAAAGGAGCCAGACAUGGGAGGAAACCUAUUAUUGUAUGCAAUGUGCAAAGAUCUUUGGCUUGAAUCAGAAUCUUACCUACCUUCCAAGUAUCCCCACAGGAAAAUACCUAAGUGCUCGCAUGCGGUAAGAGCUGAAGGCGGAUCAGUGGCCUUACUAGUGCCACUGAUAAUAGUGCCACUGAUAAUGAUCAUACUGGGGAGUUGUCAUCGAAAUGUACAGGAGAAUGGGCGUACCAUGGUCUCAUACUUUCUGCACAUAUUUUAUUUGUGAGACAUGGAGAACAUAUUAUCUCUUUUAAAAGCGGGUUACCUCAGUGGCGCUUGAGUUCUUGGUCUAGAAAAUGACUAGAAAAUGGUCGUGAUAAUCAGUUGUGGAAGAUGGAACAAUAGAAAAACUAUAUAGCUGAAGGAGGUGAACGGGUAUAUUUUCUCAAUCUCAAUCAGAAUAGAGCUGGAAGGGACCUUACAGGUCUUUCUUCUAGUCCAACCUCCUGCUCAAGCAGAAUAAUAAUAAUAAUAAUAAUAAUAAUAAUAAUAAUAAUAAUAAUAAUAAUAAUAAUAAUAAUAAUAAUAAUAAUAAUAAUAAUAAUAAUAAUUUAAUUUGUAUACCGCCCUUCUCCCGAAGGACUCAGGGCGGUGCACAGCCAGAAUAAAAUACAAAAAGAACAGCACAUACAAUACUAAGAACAACCCUUAAAAAAACUUAUUCAAUUGGCCAAAUUUAAAAUACAAUAACACCCUAUAAAAUUUACAAAAAUGUAAAGCCCAUAAAAGCAAAUUAAAAUUUUAAAAAUCAAGCCAUUUCAAGAUUCAAGACCCUAUUCCAUUUCAAAUAGAUGACUGUCCAGUCUUUUUUUAAAAACCUCCAGUGAUGAAGCACCUGUAACUUCUGAAAGCAAGCUGUUCCACUGGUUAAUUGGCCGUCACUAAGAAGGUUCUCCUUAAUUCCAAGUUGCUUCUCUCCAUGAUUUGUUUCCAUCUAUUGUUUCUUGCCUUGCCUUCUGAUGCUUUGGAAAAUAAAUUGACUCCCUCUUCUUUGUGGCAGCCCCUCAAAUAUUAGGAUACUGCUAGCAUGUCACCCCUAAUCCAUCUUUUCUCUAGACUGGCCAUAACCAAUUCCUGCAACCAUUCUUAAUAUAUUUUUGUCUUCCUUAAUCAUCUUAGUUGCUCUUUGCACUUCCUAUUUUAUUUUAUUUUCCCUAAGGAGGGAGGUUCAUUCAGGACUUCUGAGGGGAUCUGCCUGGGCUUGAAAUGUUAAAACAGGAAAUUGCUUAUAUUUCCCAUUUAAACAUUUCAACCCAUUCAACUGCAUGUUUUUAUAAUCCAAGUGACCUUGUCCAAACAAUGAUUCCUCCACUGAUUUUACAGUUUUCCAAAUUGUAUAAAUGAAUUUGUUCUGUGAUUUCUCAAUGGCAUCCGUCUUGGGCAAUCAACAGUCCACAAAAAGAUUAAGGAAUUCAGAAAACUGAUGGCUCCUUUGAUUUUCUUAAUUUACUUAAAAAAAAACGCUCUAUACAACUGAAAUUGCCUACAUUUAUAACAUUUAGGACGUGUUUCAAUCUGAAGAGUUGUGUUAAUUUCCAUUAAAGAUUUCAGACACAGGCAGAAACUGUAGAUUAUGUAAAUUGUAGAAAGAACUUGAUUAUAAACAGUAGUACUAUUUGCAAACAAAUGCACACAAAUGAGAAACCAUAGGAAUAUUGUUAAAUUCCAAGAGUAAUUACUGCUGAAAGACUGCACAACCAGGGGUCCUCUCAAAAUUACAACUUCUAUUCAAAGCGCAGGUGGCAGCUUUGGCUAAGAGGACCUUUGAACAGCUUAUUGUAUUGUGUUCCAUUUGUGGCCAUUCCUGAAUCAGGAGGCUCUGCUUACAGCCACUCAUGCCCAGAUGAACUAAAAUAAUGAGUUCUACACAGAGCUGCCCUUCAGCAUCCAGAAGUAUCAGCUGAUACAAGAUAUGAUGAUGUGGACAGAUAUGCGGACCCCUAUAACAGCAUAUAUUACAACUCUGCUCCGUAAGGUGCAUUAGUUGCUGGUUUGAUUCCAAAUCCAAUUUAUGAUGCUGUUUUUGACCUUUAAAGGCCUUCAGGGCAUGAAGGUGGGUUAUGUGAGGGAUCCCUUCUUCCUGAGUACAUCUGCCUAUCCUAUCAUAUCUGGCAGAAGGUGUGUGUUGCGGAUCCUCUCUAUUAAGGAGUUACAUGUGACAGAACCAAGGAGAUGGACCUUCUCUGCCCUGGCACCCAUCCUUGAUAUCUUGGAAGUCCCUCAGAACAACAUGGCUAUGGCAACAGAUUUGAGGAAUCUCAAAAAACUGUUGAACCAGCGAGGUUGCUGUAUUCCUUACAAUAUUGAAUCCUUUUUCCUAGUCUUAAUAAUAAUAUUGAUUUUUUUUUUAAAUUGUAGAUUGUUUGUUAUUGUAUCAGUGUCAUGUUUUGGGAGAUGGUCAACUAUAAUAAAUAGGAGGAAUGAAUGAAUAAAUAAUUCACACAGGAGUGAAACCUUAUAAAUACAUGGAAUGUAGAAAGAGCUUUCUUUGAAGAAUUGCUACAUUAAAGCCUCACAGCAUCUAGUUGCUGAUGUUGUUGUGUAGGAAAAGAAAAUCCAAACCAGUAAAGUCAAUUAUAGUGGGAAGUGGAAAAUUGAAUAUAGAAAAGCUUAGUGCAGUAAAAGAUGAAACAAACCAAACACUGGAAACCGCUUAUGGACUGUUUGCGUAGAUUAAAAAACAGUUUGUGAUUUAUGGUUAUGAUUAUUAGAUAGAUAUAUGGAAAGAAGAGUCAUGCUGUAACUUGGAGAUAAAGGUUACAAUAUAAUUGUACUUAAAACCUGUGAAGAACGUUUUUUAUAUAUUUUACUUUUUUCCUACUUCUAUUUUCUAAUCGCACUUGGAGCUUUUUCUGUUAUUUCUCCCCCUUUUCUGUUCUAAAUCAGUUUCUAUUGUUGUUUUAAAAACUUUUAAUAAAAAGUAUAUUACAAAAACA
Messenger RNA from Ahaetulla prasina, 7385 nucleotides. Its product is annotated as zinc finger protein 585A-like. NCBI's taxonomy places the organism in Eukaryota, Metazoa, Chordata, Lepidosauria, Squamata, Colubridae. Gene Ontology annotation, molecular function: RNA polymerase II cis-regulatory region sequence-specific DNA binding; DNA-binding transcription factor activity, RNA polymerase II-specific. Gene Ontology annotation, biological process: regulation of transcription by RNA polymerase II. The record is from RefSeq and is a predicted model, not a curated record. The transcript is spliced from 6 exons. The coding region runs from base 817 to 4302 and encodes 1161 amino acids. Gene Ontology annotation, cellular component: nucleus.